This is a messenger RNA of Salmo salar (Atlantic salmon), 3736 nucleotides long. Lineage: Eukaryota; Metazoa; Chordata; Actinopteri; Salmoniformes; Salmonidae. The record is from RefSeq and is a predicted model, not a curated record.
UUUUUACUUGUUGAAAAGUAGUGAGGAGGAUCAUUUCCAUCCAUCUAACUAGACGAUUGUUUUCGCCACCGUUGCAAUUGUGAACUGUAAGACAGUGUCAAUCACCAUCGUUGAUACAAGGGCCUGAUACAAUGUUUUAGUUCAACCUAUGUGGCGCGACGUCAAUGUUUGUAUAAUUUUGACGAUGCAUUGAAUCAACGCGCGUGACACCGAAGACUGUCUGUCUGUAUCUUCGAACCCAAAAAAUGAUAAUCAACCAUUAUUAGGCUACUAAUACUAUGAUAUUAAUAUUUUUAUGGAGAUGACAACCUCACAAUUGCAUGCGCAGGUCGUUUUCUCUGAGGGAAACUAUUCAGAUAGUUAUUUCCAUGUGUUUACCUGCGUUUAGGUUUUUAAUUCGAUUCUUUGUUUGAGGCAGCAUGAAAACCUGCUGUGGCAUGCUGGUCCCUGUUUUCAACUCUUGUUUUGAGAGUAAGAUGUAGCCUACCAAUGAAAAUAAAUAAUGUUAGUCUUGAGAUUAGGACAGAUUUCACCCUUCUUGGUCUCAGAAUCCAUUUAAGAUGUUGUCCCUCAUAAUGUCAGUUUAAACUAGGUACAACAUGCUUUUGCAUUGACUACUUUCUGUUUCUAUGGAUAAGCUCUCACAUUGACAUCUCAGAUACAGAACCAGUACAGCCAGAGGAGAAUAGCUGUGUCGGUCAUACCACUGGCAUUGUCAAUGGGGCCAAAAUAAGAGACCAUAUAUUUUUUUCUUAGAAAGGUGUACUGCUUGGUUCCUGUAAUCAGAACCCACUAAAACACGUUUCGUUAAUCUAUUUUUACGUUUCUGUUCCUUGUGUGCUGUUGUGUCUCUGUCAUAGUCACCAGCUUAGCGGAGGGUGUUUUUCAGUGUAACUGACUACUUUGGCUAUCUGCAAGCAACAUUCUUCCAAUUCCAAUGGGAGACUACUCCAGAGCAGGGCCCUUCCACAGCACCGGCUUUGCAGGCCCCCUCCACACUAUUAACAUGGAUGGCAGGGACGAUUUCAUUGAGGACAGCGAAUGCCACAGCAACAAUUCCCAACAGGACAGCAUUUCAGGGCUGUGUUUGCCUCCAUAGAAGACAGUGAUAGCGACCUGGACAACCACGACUCAUCCUCCAACACCUCAGCUGAUGACCACAUGACCUCCACCAAGAGAACACACCACAGGGGAGUUAAAGAAGAGAGCGAGGAGGGGGCCGACCUGAUGAACAGCUGUGUGUGUCCUCUGUGCACCCUGGAGUUCAGCAGCCCCGAGCAGCUCAUCACACACGUCUACCAGCACACAUCGUUGAUGGGCAGCAGUAAGAACUACGUGUGCCCAGUGUGUGGGCGCACGCUCAGCUCGCCAGGCUCCCUGGGGCGCCACCUUCUCAUCCACUCUGAGGACCGCCUCUCCAACUGUGCUGUGUGUGGGACACGCUUCACCGACACCAACAACUUCAACAGGGAGAAGCUCAGAGAGGUCCUGAACACAGGCAGCAGUAUGGAAUGCAGCAGCGGAGAUGAGAACUGUUCCAUGUCCCGGUCUCUCUCCAGCAGCCCCAUGGGCAACCCCGGUCAUGGCCUGGGACACGGCCACGGGCCCGGCCACAACCAAGGACACAACCCUGGCCGUGGCACAGGCCACAUCCCGGGACACAGCCACGGCCCGGGAUACAACCCCGGCCACAACCAAGGACAUGGACAUGGCCCAGGACACAACCAUGGCCAAGGUCUCGGACACCUCCCAGGCCACCCACUCCCCUCACUGCACCACAGCCUCCUCUCUUCGCCCCCCUCCUUCCCUGACGCCCUCAGCCCCUCACCAGGCCUACCCCUGCUGCCAGACAUCCUGAGCCCCAUGCCUGUGCACCCGGCCGGAGUGUUGCUGGUGUGCAACAGCUGUGUGGCCUACCAGCAGCUGGUGGACGCCCAGUCUCCCAUGAGGAAGUGGGCCAUGCGCAGGAAGAACGAGCCGGUGGAGGCACGCAUGCACCGUCUAGAGCGCGAGCGCUCCGCCAAGAAGACCAAGCGGGAGCACGAGUCGCCUGAGGAGCGGGAGCUGCGGAGGCUGCGGGACCGCGAAGCCAAGCGGAUGCAGAGGCUGCAGGAGACAGAGGAGCAACGGACACGGAGGCUUCUGCGCGACAGGGAGGCCAUGCGGAUGAAGAGGGCCAACGAGACACCAGAUAAGAGGCAGGCCAGGCUGAUCCGUGAGAGAGAGGCCAAGAGACUGAAACGGCGGCUGGAGAAGAUUGACCCCUCCCUGAGAGGUCAGAUAGAGCAUGACCCAGCUGCUAUGGCUGCCCUGACGGCAGACAUGAGCCUGUUCCAGUUCCCCUGCCCCAUGCCUGUCCCCUCUCUAGACAACAGCCUCUUCAUGAAGCUGCCCUAGCAGGACCAGGUCACUGGGGGCAGCACACUGGACCACUAACAGUUACAAUGACCUCUCCACUACACCUAUGGGUUGCCAUGGCCACAGAUAGAACCAUUCCAUGCUGGUUGAAAUUCCAGCAUCUUGUGUGUCCAACAACUUGAUACCCAAACUCCUGUGUCAACAAAUAACAUUAAUUUAUUACAGACUAGCAGGAAAUAAGAGCAGGUUCAAGAAUGUUUCACUUAAAGGUAGGUAUUGAUAAAGCAUGUUCUAAAGAGAUUUUAUCUGUUCUGUUUUGGGGGAUAGUAGACUUUGACUUACCAGCCCAUUGUGACAGGAGCAGUUACACCCUUCCAUCUUUUGCACAUGGACCUUCAGUGGUGGGAGUGAUUCACGUAGCCCAUAGCGCUCUCCCUCGCCUCUGGUCCCUUCUGCUAGCAAAGUUGCUGGAGUUUACCGGUAGCUACACCUCUCUCACGCUGCCAACGUGGGUCUCUGCUCUGGCUAGCUCAUAUCCACCCAAUCAACUACCUCAGUAAGGGCUGAAGCCGAGCCCUCUGUGGCCUACGUUCUGACUCCAAGCUUCUUUACGCGUACACUACAUUAGAGAAUGCGGGUUGUUUUCUUAGUUUGAGGGUGUGUUUAUAUCUUUAGGACGUAUUCACAGCUCACCGGGAGAAUAUUCAGUAAGACAUAGUCAGAAAUAUCCAGUAUAUAACGGGAACGAUAGAAAACGGCCCUGUUCUAUACAUCACAUUUCUAUCCGCUGUGCUCGGAAUAUGCUGUACUAUUUAAUGAGCCCUAUUUUGAGCAACAUUAUCCUCCAUUCCAGCAUAUUCUCUAAAACUCUAAAUAUACUGCCACUACUGUAGGUCUCUUUGCCUUUUAUUAGUCACAUUGACCUUCCUCAAUCUGUUUUUCCCUCGUACCUUCUCAACACUCAUAACCUUUGCCAAGUAGUUGGUAAUAAUUUCCUCUUUACUUUAUGCAUCUCCUGUUGCAUUGACAUUUUUGGCUCAUCAAACCACAAUCUUUGCUGCUGUUACUGUUCUGUACGUGUUAGUUACCUCUAGGACAUUUAGGACUCAACAUGUGAACUGAGAGUGCUAAUUUACUACAUUUUUCUAACUGCCCCAAAUGGUCAUAUUUCCUUCCUCACCCAGCCAACGUAUUGAAAUAUGCUCAUACAGUUGAAGUUGGAAGUUUACAUACUUAGGUUGGAGUCGUUGGAGUUACGUUGGAGUCAUUAAAACUAGUUUUUCAACCACUCCACAAAUUACUUGUUAACAAACUAUAGUUUUGGCAAGUCGGUUAGGACAUCUACUUUGUGCAUGACACAAGUAAUUUUUCCAACAAU